UCCCGGCGCGUGCUCGCGCGGCCGCUGUCGAUACAGCGGCGCCGCCGGGCCUCCGACAUCGACGCGCGCCACGAUCAGCGGACGGCAUCGAUUGCGGCGCUGCGCGGCGACCGCCGCCGGCGCGCCGCCGGUGCCGCAGCCGCCGGCAGCUGGCGGGCCGGCGCGCCGCCCGUGCUGCUCAGUGCUCUCUCGGUCGCGGCCAGUGCACGCCGCUCCAGGCGAAAUGAGGGUCGUGCCAAACAGCUGGAGGAUGCUGCUGGUGAUGUUCGCCUGGCUCGUCGGCAGAGGCCUGUGCUCAGAGGACGAGGAGCGGCUAGUGUCGGACCUGUUUUUCGGCUACAACAAGCUUAUCCGGCCAGUGGCCAAUAUGAACCGGACCGUUACCGUCCAGUUCGGACUGGCCUUCAUUCAGCUCAUCCACGUGAACGAGAAGAAUCAAAUUAUGAAGUCAAACGUAUGGUUACGGCUGAAAUGGCGAGAUUAUCAGCUGAUGUGGGACCAGUCCGACUACCGAGGAAUCCAGGUCCUUCGGCUACCGCCGGACAAAGUCUGGAAACCAGACAUAGUACUUUUUAAUAAUGCUGAUGGUAACUACGAGGUACGCUACAAGUGCAACGUGCUUGUGCACUCGAACGGCGACGUCCUGUGGAUCCCGCCGGCCAUAUACCAGAGCUCGUGCACGAUCGACGUCACGUACUUCCCGUUCGACCAGCAGACGUGUGUGAUGAAGUUCGGCAGCUGGACUUUCAACGGCGACCAGGUGUCUCUGGAGCUCUACGACCGCAAAGAGUUCGUCGACCUCUCCGACUACUGGAAGUCGGGCACCUGGGACAUCGUCGAGGUGCCCGCCUACCUCAACUACGAGAACCAGACGUCGCCCAAGGAGACGGACAUCACCUUCUGGAUCACGAUCCGGCGCAAGACGCUGUUCUACACGGUGAACUUGAUCCUGCCGACGGUGCUCAUCUCGUUCCUGUGCGUGCUGGUGUUCUAUCUACCUGCAGAGGCCGGCGAGAAGGUGACGCUCGGAAUCAGCAUCCUGCUGUCGCUGGUGGUGUUCCUGCUGCUCGUCUCCAAGAUCCUGCCGCCCACGUCGCUGGUGCUGCCACUGAUCGCCAAGUACCUGCUCUUCACCUUCGUCAUGAACACGGUGUCCAUCCUGGUGACGGUGGUCAUCAUCAACUGGAACUUCCGCGGGCCGCGCACCCACCACAUGCCCAACUGGGUGCGCGUUGUCUUCCUCCGCUACAUGCCCAUCUUCCUGUUCAUGAAGCGGCCCAAGAAGACGCGCCUGCGCUGGAUGAUGGAGGGUCCGAGCGGGGUGAGCGGUCGGCCCGGCGGCGGACCGGCGCCCUCGUUCGCCGGCCCCUGUCUCUCCACCGAGUUCGUGCCGCCCAAGAUGGACUCGAUGGAGCUGUCGGACCUGCACCACCCCAACUGCGCGGCCAGCCACGAGCCGGCGCCGACGCCGACGGCGCAGCUGCACCGCGCCGAGAGUGACGCCUCCGACUCGGUGCUGCUCACCGCCGAGGCUUACAAGGCCACCGAGGCCGUCGAGUUCAUAGCCGAGCACCUCAGAAAUGAGAACGAGUAUAUACAGAUCCGCGAAGAUUGGAAGUACGUGGCCAUGGUGAUCGACCGGUUACAGUUGUAUCUCUUCUUCGUGGUGACCACGGCCGGCACGAUUGGCAUCCUCAUGGACGCGCCGUACAUCUUCGAGUACGUCGACCAGGAAACCAUCAUAAAGACGUACCAGGGCCGGUAGGGCCUGCCGACCGAGGCCGGUCCCGUCACUGCCGGCAGGGGACGCGGCCGGCGGCGCCGCACUAGCAGAGGUCGAUAGUGUCGAGAGGGGCCUACCCCGGAGACGGGGGCGCAAACUCGGCUGUCCUGCGGCAAGACGGGACAGGGACGCACAGGGGCUGGUGUCCGCUGCCCUAUGGCAAAACGGACAUAGGACGUCCAAUGGCUGGUGCUGGAAUCUGACUGUGUCAAAACUCCGUGGUUCAGAGUGCAGCAUCGGAUGGGAAGCGGGCUAGACAAAAGACAGAGCUGGAUGAUCCCAUGAAGCCCGAACUGUGCUUACAACUGGGAUGGUGAUGAGUCGUGGCGUAUGCAUGAGAGGUUCCCCGUCUGUUGUUACGUGAGAGCAUUUAAUACCGAAUCUAUGUAAGUAAGCCCACUUGUUUUCUUGCCGUUUUGCUAAGAAACGGCUACGUUUAUCGGAAAAUUGUGUGCUCUUCGGGCAUUGAUCAAUGACCGCCUUAAGUUCACUGUAAAGGCACUCAUACAGUUAUACCAAUCGAGCAGCACACAAAUUCUUUAACAGUAAACCCUGCCAGUCUCAUGCAGCAUGGUUCUCAUAUGGCACUUGUGGCGCCUGGGUUACCUGAGUCUAUGUCGGAAUUAGACGGUUGUAGAGCUAUUAGGAGGAACUGCUCAAUGAUGCUGAUGCACGGACGGUGAGCGCCGUGGCACGGCAGCCAGCAAACGUCACGGACACGUGCUGUUCCGUGCCGUACCGUGCUGCUGUGGCGUUCCGUGCCGUGCCCUGUCACUCCGUUUUGUAUCGCAUUGUUUUGCGGGCGGGCGUUGGGUGCCGGCGGGAUGCGCCCCGUGGGUCGUAGAGGCUAGGAGCAGCGGAGCGCACGACGACGUCUGUGUCUGUGUCCGUUCAAGCAGCCACUGACGGCGGACGUAGCGCAGUCGAGUGGCUGUUCACUCCGUGCUGGCGCUGCUCGCGCUGGCUAACGGCGGUCAGUGGUGUGAAGUGCGCGCAUGCGAUCACCGCGUCUCUGCGUGUCGUGGAGCGGCUGAUAUGAUGUUUGUACCGAGAUGAGUCCCAUCCUCCUGUUCCUACAGCUCUGUCGAACUGCUCCCUAUCUGUGCGGGCGCAGCUGGUAAAGCGUCCGUCUGAACGGAAAGGGUGGAGCUUUUGUUUGGUAACGUUUGUGAAAAGCUGUGUCUUUUUAAAAACGGGGCUUAUCCAAGGUUUAUCCGUUUAAAGUUCUAAAUUGGAUGCGUUGGCAUGGAAAAGCUAAUGCCAUGUGCGCCUGUUGCGAGUAAAACGAACGUCACGCAUUGUUAUUUAGAUGAAAACGUCACUCUUAGUUCUAAAUUGAGUUUUGACGUAAGCAACCUAAGCAUUAAAAGAUAUUUAGUUUUAUUUCAAACAAUGAGUUUCAAUUAGCUCAGUUGCCCCUUUCAAAAUUUUAUGAUUGUACACAUUCCUUUGUAAAAUGUGCGUUAAGGUGUUUCGCCGCUUGAAGGAUUUGUUCGAAUGUUUAGCUCUUGUGAUCAUCUUGACACGCAUGGCCGAUGAUAAAAACUCAAAAGUAGAAUUCUCAGUGUUGACAAUUUUCUUGCUAGUUCCAAUUGCUUCGCCCCGUUAUUUGGUCCAAAAAUGUGCCAAGGCAACCUAUAGCAACUUGUCGAAAAACGUUUUGCUUUAAUUCUGUCUCUAACGAUCUCCGAUCUUCUUUCAACAUCGAUCUAAAUAGGUAUUUGACAGAAAUCUCCAAAUCUCCAUAUCUGAUGGAAUUAGAGCUAACGGAAAAGUGCAUAAGCAAUUUCAACUUAUUUUCGGUAUUUAGCUCUUUUAGGCUAGGUAUAGGGUCUACAUCAGUGUCUAAUAAAAUGCCGUUUUAAAUAUUAAAUCGCAAAUUACGAAAUUUGGCAUAGGUUUGCCAUAAGUAAGUCAGUUGCUUUUUCGACUUAUUACGUUACAAAACUUUGGUGGUAUUUUAAUUGUUUGGAUUUUGUCCUUACCGGAGGCGGCUUUUUCGUAGAUCGUCUAUGAGUUGAGAGCGAGAGAAAUUAGGAACGUUGACAACCGCACCCAAAGUGGGUGGAAAUUCAUCAGCCUUGACGGGCACGGGUUGAGACAAAACACUAUCUCAUGCAACUACUGGCUAGUUACCAGCCUAUCUGUCAAUAUCAAUAGCAUAGGCUAUCACAGUAUAGUGUGCUUUGUGACAUUUCAUUCUUCACAAGAUGCAAAUUCAAAGAGAAUCACGUGUUUACGAGGAGUUCAGAAGCAAUGCAAUGGGCCUAACUUGUUUAUUGUUUUCGGCAUCGAAGAUUUUCAUCACCUUUAUUGUGCUGUGGUUAAACAGAGAAAUGCUGUUCCAUGAUCAAUUCCAAGUAGUUUGGUCAUUCUGAGCGGAAUCGAGCCAGUUUGUCAUUGUAAAGCCAUGUCCAUCCCGCAGCGUUUUAGCUGCAGUGAUGUCACAACAGAGGGCUAGCCUGCGUGUAAACUGUUGUUACCGGUUGGUGCCAAAUGUUGUCGUUCAGACUCAGGUCUGGUUCUCUGCGGUCAGCCUGCGCGCUGACCACCUACCCUAGUGAGCAGAUGCGUGUAGCGGUUAGCCUCGUGGACGGGUCCGGCCUCCAAGCGCACGUUGCUCAAGUACCACACCUGAACACUCGCCUGAACCGGGCGUCGGUCUGUCGCCCCGUGUCGACUGUCCUGUCGGCAGUCGGCGGCCGCACCGCCGCCCGCUGCUUCAGCCUCUGUUGCCGCUCGGACCGACUAUACAUGCACCGUAAACAUGUGAAUGCUGUGUUUAUCGUUGAUCUGAUAUUGUUGCGGUGGUUGAGUUAGCUGUUUUUGUUUAUUCUUUGUUCUGCUUAGCAAUAAAUGAUAGAAAAUGAUUCGUGUAAGGUGCUGUGA
This is a messenger RNA of Amphibalanus amphitrite, 4672 nucleotides long. RefSeq names its product acetylcholine receptor subunit beta-like 1. The transcript is spliced from 7 exons. Lineage: Eukaryota; Metazoa; Arthropoda; Thecostraca; Balanomorpha; Balanidae. Gene Ontology annotation, biological process: chemical synaptic transmission; regulation of membrane potential; signal transduction. The record is from RefSeq and is a predicted model, not a curated record. Gene Ontology annotation, molecular function: transmembrane signaling receptor activity; acetylcholine-gated monoatomic cation-selective channel activity. Gene Ontology annotation, cellular component: postsynaptic membrane; neuron projection; synapse. The coding region runs from base 224 to 1765 and encodes 513 amino acids.